Messenger RNA from Fusarium keratoplasticum, 2850 nucleotides. RefSeq lists its product as uncharacterized. The coding region runs from base 1 to 2850 and encodes 949 amino acids. The record is from RefSeq and is a predicted model, not a curated record. NCBI's taxonomy places the organism in Eukaryota, Fungi, Ascomycota, Sordariomycetes, Hypocreales, Nectriaceae. The transcript is spliced from 2 exons.
AUGUCGUCAGAGCUGCUAACCCGCAUCGAGCUACCCUUCCUCGUAGCACUCCGUUAUAAGGAGGAUCCCGGCCAGAACGACUCAGGCUACGUACGGCCUCAAGGAAGUCCUGUUCCCUACCCCAGUAACAACUAUCAGAAGAGCGCCGCUGGCUUCACACAUCCUCAGGUGAGAGAGGAUUGUGGCUUGUGGGCCACUCUGUUUCUUGAGAAGCUUCUGGCUCAUUAUUGGAAGUUUCCUAGAGCUGAGAUGUGGACGUUUAGCUAUGAAAAGAAUCUCCAGGAGACUCAAUGUGAUGAGUAUCGUUGGAUCGGGAUGAAGGUCACGUCUCCUUACCUUGAGCCUACUGACGACCAAUACAGACAACUCGAGGCGGUCCUCAAGCUCCUCAACGAGAAGUUAAUCACCUUUGCCAGUGCUGAAACAAGGCUAAAACUCACAUUCAAACCUCGACAAGGAGCCUUUAACCUCGAACGACUUAAGGAAAUCGCAUCCAUGCUAUGGGUGACAGACCCUCUCCUGAGUAGGCUUCAUCCCCCUCACUGCGGACCAAGCUCACUGCCCUCCCUGGGCUUUCAGUUCACAAACCUUGUCAGGGAGCAUCAUCCCAUCGACCUCAAGGUGGAAAUGGGUUUGGGUGUUCUUAUCGAUGAUCCUUGGACUGAUCGCCUCUCCUGGCACCGUCGACAGCUCAGGGUCAUGGCUCAUCCUGGGGAGUUGUGUGAAGGGAGGUAUAGACCUGGGCUCGACAAGAUUCACAAGGCUAAAUCUAUCCCAGACCUACUUCAUCUCUUGAAGUUGGCCGUUAAAAAGAGAGGCAAUAAGCACAAGUUCCAGGCGGCAUACAACUUUCAGAACGCCACCGAUCCGACGCACCCCCGUAUUGAACUGAAUCAACAUUGCGGAACUCUUCACGGUCCAGCCAUCGUGGAUUGGGUCGCCAUUUGCAAGUUUAUUCUUGAACCUCCUCGACCAGUGCACGACUCAUCUCUCAUCGCAGCGUCAAGAAUCUUGAGACAGCGUGUCGAACAAGGCUUCACCGUUUUCGAUUGUCUGCGCUCAGACGGCAUAGGAAAAAUGAGGUACUACACGCCAAGGAAAGAAUUUCAAGUCCCAGACUUGAUCUACUGGCCGGCUCGUACAAGGCCUGUCCUUAAAUAUGACCCGGAACCUGGGCCGGCGAGAUCUUACAGAUCGCUGGACGAUGUCGAGGCGGAGGCUCAGAAAUGGGCAAAGUUCACCAAAGGCGUCAAGGGCACCAGUAACAGCACCUACUCCUUUGGCGUGGAGCUGGAAAUGUUCCUCCCCACGUCGGAGCAUCCGACGAAGGAUCUAAAACCAUCUUUUUACGCUUACCAGUAUAUCGACGACCCCCCUAACCAGUUAUUCUUUGACAUUGGAGAGAAGCUUCGUUUAGCACAAGAAGAAGGCUCGGUCAAAGGGGCAUCCCGUGAGGACUCGCAACCAUGGACCCCGACGUUUCCAGAAACUGAGCCAACAUCGACCAUAGAAGUGAGUUCAUCAGAUACUUCAAUGAUGGACGUCGGCUCAGUUCCCGUAUCGAGCCUUCUUGACUCUGACCCGAUGGACGUUGACGCAUCCUCCGAAGAAGAUACUACCCCCGAGAACGACCCUCAUCCCAACGAUCCCAGGGAGAUUGCCCGCGGGAGAUGCUUUUCUCGCCGAGCCCAUCAGCUAGCGGGCAUCGUCUCUUCGUUCGGCCACCCGGCGUACUUCAUCUGCAACCACAGCAACGGCACCGGCCGCCCAUGGAAGCGCGAGCUCGCAAAACACGGCCUCUUCCACGUGGGCGACCUCAAACUCAACUACCACGCGUGGUCCCUCGAGCAAGACGGCUCACUCGGGGAAUCCUUGAACUGGGGCGGAUACUGGGGGCUGACCGGUCUUGAGCUCAUCAGCCCAGUCUGCCAGGACGUGCCCGAGGACUGGGAGAUGAUUCUUGAUGUCGUGGGCGGCUUUGCGACAAAAGUCAGGGUCAUGCAAGGUGCCAACUGCGGACUGCACGUCCACGUUGGCAAGGGUCAGCAGAUCCUCCCCAUACAUCUCCUUCGAAAGAUGUUCUGCCUCAUGUGCUGCGUGGAGAAUAUUGUCUUCAGCCUCUGCCACCCCUUAAGGAGACACAUGGCAUACUCGACUGCCUUGAUGGCAUCUGCAGAUGAGAUAAGACGGUAUUCAAAGAACAGAGCUCCACACCCGGACCUCAAGAAAUAUUUCCCUGACGAGGUCAAGGAGGAUCCUCUCCUCUGGGUCGUCUUGAAAGAGAUGUGGAUAGUACGUGAUCUGGGCCAGCUCAAGAAUUACUGCCGCAAGGUCUCGCUGUCCGUAUCAACUUGUCAGGCCCUCAACGCGAAAGGCCAACCCUCAGAACUACACGAAGAGGACGUUUACGUCAAGGGCACAGUCGAGUUCCGUCACCUAGAAGGAACCAUGAGCCCAGACUUGGUGUUGCGAUGGGGUCAGCUCGCUGUCGCACUCUUCCAGUUUGCAGACCUCGCAAAGCCCAAUGACUGGCAAAAGCUGAUCAGCACCGCGCUCAAGUGCAAGGACUCGAGCAACUACAACCUUGACCUUCUUGAUGACUUUCUCCAGCAGCUAGGCCUGGGAGAGGAUUUUCCCUUCUGGGAGCACAGAGCUCGUUACUCCAGUAACAUAGAAAUACCGGGGGAGAGUAAUCCGGUCUUAGCCCCAGACAAUACCGGUCAACCUCCCCUUAACACCAAGUUUGAACGUGCAGUCUCCGACGAAGGAAUGGAGGCUAUACGAAAGAAUAUUUGUCAAAGAGACAGGACGCCGCCGUAUCUGGCCCAAACGGAAGAGGAAAUUAGCUGA